This is a messenger RNA of Oreochromis niloticus (Nile tilapia), 4069 nucleotides long. Its product is annotated as probable G-protein coupled receptor 160. The transcript has 3 exons. Bases 1181 to 2278 code for a protein of 365 amino acids. Gene Ontology annotation, cellular component: plasma membrane; signaling receptor complex. NCBI's taxonomy places the organism in Eukaryota, Metazoa, Chordata, Actinopteri, Cichliformes, Cichlidae. The record is from RefSeq and is a predicted model, not a curated record.
AACUUUUUUUUUCUUAACAGUGGACUACUUUUGUCGUCAUCCUAUUACUAGGGUAUCAACUUUCCAAGAUUAUUUUGAAUUUCCAUUUCGAGGAAUUUAUGCUACUUGGAAAAACCGGGUAUCAAGUGCACCGACUUAGACAUAGGGCCAAGGCUUUAACAAAGAGUGUUGAAAUUUUCAAAUCCACAGCAAGCAAAUUCGCCACACCCGUAUUAACUGAUCAGGAGCAAAAAGAACAAGAAAAUAAUAAUAAUAAUGUAAAAAACUGAGAACAAAGCCACAUGGCAAACUAAUCAAGCCAAACCCAAGGCUACAGUGUUGACAUAGUUCACAUAUCAACUUUGCAACAGGAAUAAUCACAAGUCUAUUGUGGUCAAAGACAGAUAAGUUGACAUUUCCGUGAGCCGGCCAUUCACUGGAUCUUGAUUCCCAAGAAACGGGUGUAACUUGAUAUACAUGAGGUGUAAGCAAGCAAAAUAAUUUAAAGGGAGCAGUUUCAAACACAGUGAGCAGUCACUGGUUGUCCUGGCUGCAGGACAUGCAAAUUGAUGCACCAGGAAGUCGUCACUUUCAUGAUACAUGUGGGAGGGAAAACAAGCAGGUGUUCUUGGAAAAAAAAAACAGAAGGUGUGUCCCAUCAGGUGUGUGCAUUAACAAUGGGGAAGCAGGAUCAUACAGAGUCACCUACCUGUUCACAACAGUCAGAAGGAGGACUUAAUAUGCAUUACUGAACAAGAGUUAACCACCUCUGCUGAAGCUUACAGGACUAAUACAACACAGCAUAAAAAGCUUUGGCAUACACAUGUAUCUAAAAACAGAAUCAUAACAGAAAAGUAAUUGAAAUGAAUAAAUAAACACAAAAGAAACACAAACAUGAGAAGCCUAUAGAGAACUUACAGAGCUCAUGUUGGAAAAGCAAAUCUGUUUGGCACAACAUCACAUUCAAAUCAUAAUUCUGAUUGUAAAACCUGCCAGACAAGAUGGGCUUAACCCAAAAAAAAAACAAAAGAACAUCGUCUUGGACCACAGUGACACAAUGUAGACUCUCACAAACACCUGUCCCUGAUGAAUUUCCUCACAGACAUUUUGGACACGGUGGACAUCAGAAGAAAUUUAUUGCUGAUCAGAUCAAAUCAAAGAAAAUUUCCUGGAGCAUCUGAACACUGCGGUAUCAAAUCAAAUGAUGCCAGAGUUGCCAUCUUUGUUUGACACAAGCCACACUUUCAGAAUGCUGGCCAUUAUACAUGAAUGGGAGGGCAUGUCUGCCAGUCACACAGACAACACUGGAAAGUAUGUUUCACUCUUACUUUCCAAAGCGGGCCUGGAAACGGUGAUCUUUUAUUUAUGGUGUCAAAAACGGUACACCAUCUUUAUGAGUGUGUGCAGCCUGUCCAUCAUACUGGCUGACUGGGUGAUGACCAUUUUAAUGGCAGCUUUGUGGUUACUGGGUCCUGUCCACUCAUUUACACCCUGCUUCAUUUUGACCAAUGCCUCAGCAACCUAUGCAGCAUUACCACUGCCCAUGAUAUUGCUGGGUUUAACAGACUACCUUUUAGGAGACAAAGCUCUUAGCAACCGCAGAGCCUUCUUCAAAACCCUCGGAAAUGUAUUCCUGACACUUCUCGUGUGGCUUAUAGCUUUUACAUGCUCUUUUAGCUAUGCUGAUGCUAAACUGAUGGAUAUGAGUUGUGGGAAAAGGUUGAAGAAAGCUCUGGUGUGUGAAGUGGAGGAGUCAAAACUGGUGAUCAACUUCAUUGCUGGGAUUUUCACUGCAAUACUUCUAACACUGCUACCAUUUUGCUCACAUAUUCCCCAGUGGGUACGAGAUGCUGACAGGUUAUGUGAAGCAGAGGAAGAACAAGAGAAAAUUAGGGACGACUUGCCACUCACUUUAACCCUCUGCCCAGAGACAGAAGGUGAUGAAAAGAGUUACCCGACAGAUACAAUCCGCCAUCGACCACCACUGUGGAUCAGCCUAAUACUGGGCUUCGCCACAUUUUGGAUGCCUUUUCUUGCUGUGUCUCUGGCCUGUUUGGUUUUUGGCCUUGGAGUACCUGCGUACAUCUCUGUUAACCUGCUGUGGCUGGAAUGCACCAACAGUUUACUGUUGGGUGUGCUAUUCUGGGUAAAGACCAAGAGUCCAAGGCCACACACCAAUCUACCAGAAAAUCUGUGCUCAUGGCACAUUUACUGGCAUAUAAGCAGAGAAAUGCAACCCGAGCUGAUGGUUCCUGAGCUCAACCCACCUAAAGAGAAGACAAAUAUUUAUGAUGUGUAAGAAAAAACCUCAAAGUAACAAACAUCACAAGCCUAGAUUCGGAAUGUCACACUCAUUUUACAUUGUGGGCCAUAUACAGCCCACUUUGAUACUAUGUGGAGCAAAUAAGUGAAACUCCCUUUUCCAAAAGUUGAAAGACGUUUAACUGCAUUGAAUCCCUCAGAUAUCAAAACGCUGGGACAAGUUUUUGAAAGACAUCUGUCAACACGACUGGUUGGACUUAAAGCGUAAGAAAUAAACAUACAACAUUACAGAAAAAGUUUUGGCAGCUCAUUGGUCAGUUUGUCCUGUAAUUAUAAACAGAGUUUAUGUUAAUGCACAGAAAAUGUCAUUUUUUACCCCGGUCUAAGAAGUUAUGUUUUUGAUAAUGUUUGUAUGUGUAAGCAUCAUUCUGUGUUUAUGCACGCUGGCUCAAAAAGCUUUGAAUAAAAAACUUUGCAGGGGUCUAGAGUGGGGUCAUAUUAACAAUACAUUCAAAUCUGACUUUUAUCCACCAAGCUAUUCAAGGUCAGCUUAAUGAUUUAUUGCUUGAAAAUGGCCAAACAGGCUUACAACUUAGAAACGAUGAUUGUUAAAGUUGUGAUGUGUAUUGCCAACAUAUAAAAACAACAAAAAAGGUUUAAAAAAAACUCACAUUCGACGUCUGACAUCAUAUUCAAGGUAAAUAGAUUAAUUUGAAGGUCAAAGUGCUAAUAACAGGGCUUCUUACAGCCACUGUUUGAGUUGUCAACAUAUGUGAUAUAGCGAAUGCUGAUUCUUUAUAUCAGGUUACUUUGGAACUUAACCUGUUCUUCAAGGUCCACUAAGGUCCUUUGACCACUAAGUUCAAACUUUCAUCAUUUAUCUUUAAAACUAUGCUUUAAUUUCUACUGCCUUUGUUUACUAGCAAAAUUUAGGAAAUGAUACUAAUAUAUGGAGACUGUAAAUAUUAAAUUACACAUACAAAUAACAUGUUACAUUUGACCUUUAACCUCACUUUUACAUUCUGUCUUUUUGUAAGUUAUCAUAAGUUUAUAUUACAUUUACUAUACUAUAAUUUAAAGAAAAUACUUUAAGAAAGAAUAUUUUUAAAAAGAAUAAAAAAUAUAUAAUAUACAAAAUACAAUACUAUUCUAAUAAGAGUAAAUACUGCGAGUGUGAGCUGCCUUUGUGACAGUUUGCACGCCUAGUGCUUCUUCGUUUAUUGUUUUUUUGUUGUUGUUGUUUUUUUUGUACUUGGAUUUUUUUUUAAUUCUUUUUUAUUUUAUGUAACCAUGGCCGCUUUUUAAUUGUUGCUGUAAUUGUAAUUUUUUUUAAUCUAUUAGGAAAUUGGUGUAGUAUGAAUGGAAAUUAGGGAGGUCUUAUAAAACUGUAGUAGAGAAAUAUGUGAAAACUAUGAAAUUAAAAUUUUAAAAAACCCAAAGACGACCAGUGGGCCUUGUGUCUGACACCCCUGGUCUACACUAAAAGAAACGUGAUGUGAUGAUUCACUAAGAAAGUUUCACCUGUGUGAAUGCUGCAGUCAAUGUCUACUUCAAGUUACACACCUGAUAUUAUUACUGAAUGAUUGACUGAAAUGUAUUCCUCCUUCUGUUAUAAUCAGGUAUAGCAUCAUAAAAUGUAAGAUACAAUACCUUGUUUUUCUCCUACCGUUUAAGACAAGCUUGACUGUGUUGUACAAAUAGGUACAAAGUUUCUUCUAGAUGUUCAUGAAUGUCAUUAAAUAUGAUCAGCAGCGACCUUGGAUCCUGAAUGUAAUCUUUUCUUCCAUCAUAUGUUAUUUCCAAGUUGAAGAAUAAACUAAACUAAACU